Molecule: messenger RNA, 975 nt
Organism: Penicillium alfredii
Lineage: Eukaryota; Fungi; Ascomycota; Eurotiomycetes; Eurotiales; Aspergillaceae
Exons: 4
Coding region: 1-975 (324 amino acids)
Source: RefSeq, a predicted model, not a curated record
AUGGUCGCCAUCCUCGCAGACCACCUCGCCGUCAACGACGGGCCCUUGACCUCUGAGAAUGCCGCUCUCCUCCGCCCAUCCGACCCAACCCUUCCCCUCGAGGAGCUCCGCAAACGAUACGAAGAAGACGGCUACCUGUUCCUCAAGCAGGUCCUCCCACGCCAGGACGUCCUCGCCGCCCGCGACGAGUAUUUCUCGUCGCUGGCCCCCACAGGCGUCCUGAAGCCCGGCACUGCGCCGGUCGAGGGUGUCUUCGACCCGGCCAAGAGCCACGAAGACUACCCGGGGAUUGGAGCGGGGCACGCCGAGGGCAACGGAAAACCUGGCGGCGACCGAGCGGCGCAGUUCGUCGACCUCGCGCUUGAGGCGCACUACAAGGACUGGUAUGCGGAGAAGUUUUGUAACCACCCCGCGCUGUUUGACUUUGUUGCGCAGUUCUCGGGCUGGGGCCAGGAUACCCUGAGUCUGCGCCGUACUCUUCUGCGCAAUAAUAUCCCCGGCUCGAAGCCCAUUGGCGUGCACUAUGAUCAAAUCUUCUUGCGCCAUGGGGACCCCACUAGUGUCACGGCUUGGGUGCCUAUGGGAGAUAUCAAGCUUAAUGGCGGAGGCUUGAUCUACCUGGAAAAUGGUGACAAAGUCGGAUUGGAGAUGGAAGAGGCCUUUUUCAGAAAAGCCAAACAGGCGGGUCUGUCAGAUGAGGAGGCCAGGUCUGCUUAUAACUCGAACAUGAUGUCGACCGGGUUGCUCUCGGAGCGUCCGGCUGAGUUCGCCCAGGAACAUGGCCGACGCUGGCUGGCGUCAGCCUACGAGGCAGGGGAUGUUGUCUUACACAAACCUCAUGCGAUUCACGCAUCUACUAUCAACAAUGACCCCGGCAAUGUUAUCCGCCUGGCAACGGACCUUCGGUUCUGCGACUCCUCGAAGCCAUAUGAUAAGAGGUGGAUGAACUUCUAUCGCUUUAAUGACGGUGUGUAA